This is a messenger RNA of Elaeis guineensis (African oil palm), 1317 nucleotides long. Its product is annotated as probable inositol oxygenase. Lineage: Eukaryota; Viridiplantae; Streptophyta; Magnoliopsida; Arecales; Arecaceae. The record is from RefSeq and is a predicted model, not a curated record. Gene Ontology annotation, biological process: inositol catabolic process. Gene Ontology annotation, molecular function: inositol oxygenase activity; iron ion binding. Gene Ontology annotation, cellular component: cytoplasm.
UAACUCCGUCAUCUCGUUUUCCGUGGUUCCAGUGUGUUUUUUUUGUGGGGUUUUGGGUUAUCGUUACCAUGACGGUCGUCGUAUCGGAGCCAGUGCUUCAGAGUUAUGUGGAAGAGCAGCAGACUGGUGGAGAUCUGACUCUGGAUGGAGGAUUUGUUGUUCCUGAUAGCAAUGCUUUUGGCCACUCUUUCAGGGACUAUGAGAAAGAGGGCGAAAGGAAAGCAAUCGUGGAGGAAUUCUACCGUAUCAAUCACAUUAACCAGACCUACGAAUUCGCUAAGAAGAAGAAGGAAGAAUAUGGGAAGCUGGACAAUGCAGUGAUGAGCAUUUGGGAUUGCAUUGAUCUACUAAAUGAGUUUGUGGAUGAGAGCGAUCCUGAUCUCGAUGAGCCCCAGAUCGAGCACCUUCUCCAAUCAGCUGAGGCCAUUCGUCGAGAUUACCCAGACCAAGACUGGCUACAUCUCACUGCUCUCAUCCAUGAUCUUGGGAAAGUCUUGCUGCACCCUUCGUUUGGUGGAGAACCUCAGUGGUGUGUUGUUGGGGAUACGUUUCCUCUGGGAUGUGCAUUUGACGAAUCCAUCGUUCAUUACCAGUAUUUUAAGGAGAACCCGGACUACGACAACCCGCUAUUCCGUACGAGACUGGGUGUCUACAACGAGAACUGUGGGCUCGAGAACGUGACCAUUUCCUGGGGCCACGAUGAGUACAUGUACCUGGUGAUGAAGGGGAAUGGUGCCACCCUCCCUCCUGCGGCUUUCUUCAUAGUGAGGUUCCACUCAUUCUACUCUCUGCACCGAGCCGGUGCCUACACAUAUCUUAUGAAUGAUGAGGACAAGGACAUGCUUAAGUGGCUUCGUGUCUUCAACAAAUAUGAUCUUUAUAGCAAGAGCAAGGUGAGAAUAGACGUGGAGGAGGUGAAGCCAUACUACAUGUCCCUCAUCAACAAGUACUUCCCAGAGAAACUUAGAUGGUGAACAAAACAACCAGCAGAGUUUGGUGGUCUGGAAUAAAGCAGUGGAGAUCCGUCUAGCUGCAGCUUGUGUUACUGUAGUAGUUUUAGUUGCUUACGCGUCCUUCUACUUGUCCAUGGUUACCUCGUCCUGGUACUCGCGUAACUAGUCGGAAAGGAAAUAAAAUGGCGAAGCGUGGAACAAUUGGUCCUUCCCUUUGUUUGUUUCGUUUGGUCCAUCUCAGUCGCUAAUAUCGUAGUGUUCUUUUGUUUCUUUUUUUAAUGUAAUAAGUCGCUAAUGUUGUGAUGGCUGAUGGGUAUCCAAAGCUAAGCCGCAGGAAACAGCUGGCCAGAUCUGCCUUGUGUUA